Molecule: messenger RNA, 660 nt
Organism: Fusarium fujikuroi IMI 58289
Lineage: Eukaryota; Fungi; Ascomycota; Sordariomycetes; Hypocreales; Nectriaceae
Exons: 2
Coding region: 1-660 (219 amino acids)
Source: RefSeq, a predicted model, not a curated record
AUGUCUUUUUUUGAAAUGAUCUUGCAUUCCGUGCUGUGUGGGGAUUACACUCCGCAACGUCCUCUCAAUAGAGAGGAUCGACCCGACCUAGAACUUCCUGCCUCUCAAUUUGAGGACAUCGUCAACCUUCUCCGCAACAGGGGCCACUUCACCCACGAGGCAUGGGGAAGAUGCCUGGCAACACUGGAGACAGUGGAGGAGGGAGACGCCGAGCCAGGUAUCUUCCCCGUCCUCGAUGCGAUGGAGGACGCGUUCCAAGAGGUCGUUACUGAUCUCAAAGAGAUAUCGAGGCUCAGUGACGAGGCCAAGGAGGAUGUCAGCAUCCUCAUUCGACCUGAGUCAGAUGUGCGAGUUGUCCGUACGUUUCGCAACGAUCUGAUCAAGGCGGACGAGACCCUGCUCGGAAGAGCAAAAGACGACAAGGGUGAGCCCAUCGAGAGGUUCGUGGGGGUUGGGAAACUCUGCGGAGAGGUGCUCCCCCAGUUGGAAGCCUUUCUCAAGGUGCAAAACAACACGGAGGUUGUGCUCAUGAUGAUUUUGGAGAUCGUCAAGGCUCAACGUCUGGUUGAGGAACACGGAGAGGGGAAGUGGCUUCAGCCACUCAAGACAAUACUCGGGGAGGCUCUGUAUGAGCAGAUCUUGGAAGCUGGAGCUGCUUGA